This is a messenger RNA of Aphanomyces invadans, 719 nucleotides long. RefSeq lists its product as hypothetical. The record is from RefSeq and is a predicted model, not a curated record. The transcript has 4 exons. Lineage: Eukaryota; Oomycota; Saprolegniomycetes; Saprolegniales; Verrucalvaceae. The coding region runs from base 37 to 426 and encodes 129 amino acids.
GCGGGGCAUACUCACGCUGUCGUCGCAAUCACAGAAAUGGACGAAGCCGAGUUCUCGCGCCGCCUUGCGCAGUUCCCUGUGGUGCGGAAGAAGACGCAUUGCCGCGUGGCAUGGAAAUCGGAGACGGAAGUCAAGACUGUUUCGUCCAUCACCGAGCUGGGUGAAGGAGCGAGUAAGCGGCCUCGCGUGGACAUGCCGUUCAACACGGCCUUGGAAGCGUUUUUGGAGGAAUUCUUCACGCCUGCGGAAUCGGGCCGCAUUCGGAAGGAAUUUGAAAAGGCCCAAACAGCAUUCCUCAACGGACUGUGCCUGGAAGACAUGGAAGAGAUUGCCGCUCAAUUCAAAGCAGCGGCGACGACUCCAGUGCCUUCCCCAGUACCCGCGCUAUCAGCUCCGAGCAAGAGCACAAUCCCCAACACGUGGUAAUGACAUAAAUAUGGAUUAUCCUGGCAGUUGGUUCAAGCGGUGCUGAUACGAAAAAUUGUGUUUCUAUACGAUCGUGAAUGAGCCAGUCCGCGGCAUUGACGCGUUCGUACCUCGGUGAUCUCGGAAAGGACGUCCAUGUCGAGAAAGGGUUGCGUUGACAGCGACGUGAUGUACGUGUUCCACACGUUGCUCGGGGUAUCGAAGUGGAGCGAGUUCACCGCCGUUUCCUAUGCGCGUAUGCAACGUGAGUGAGGUGCAAGGAGCUGCUGUAAGAAGUCGUACAAUGUGUUGGA